CACUUGCCGGCUGAAAUGUGCAUGCUUUAGGCCGUGACUUGCUCCGAGUCAACAGGAUCGCCAAAGCGAUCACAGGGAACAGCGAAGCGCUGACAGGUCAGAGAUAAAAGUUCGGCGGGCAAAAGGAAGAGGACAGAGAUAUAAUGCGGACAAGUAUUCUUUGUCUAUUUCCACCAAAAGUGUGUGCUGCUGUAAAAUCGUCCUCAAGAUGCGUAUGUCUGUUUCCGAGACCCCUUACCGGCCACAGAGUAUCAUCUCUAGGUAUUACACCUCACCUCUAUCGAAUCCUGACGCCCCGAAUCUGACGCCGACUUGAUUCGGUCAUCGCAUCUACAUCAAAGUUAAUUUCAAGUAUACAACCAUGAACCCGCCGACAAUCAAGGCUAUCCAGUCUCUCGAUUUGCUUCUUCAAGCAGAUCACGCUCCGCACUCCAUCACAGUUUGGAUUCUGAUUUCUUAAUUCCAGCGUGCGAUAAUCCACGGCCAUCUACGACCUUUACGCCUCAGGAGGCCACCGCAUCGACAAAUCGGCUGUUCACUAAUAAACAGAUCCCUGUCGCAAAUCUCCCAACGCAGGGGUCUCGAAAGUGCCCGAGAUAGACGAAGAAUUCCCCUUUCUGGGUUGCCAACAUGUGAACAAGGAUAAAGCGACAUCAUCUCACCCAACGAAGGCCACCACUACAACGAACCUCACGCGACAAUUGACAAAUUAUCUCCGGGCCUAUCACCCGACUUGAUAUGAAAACUUUGAGACUGGCCUGCAACCAAGGGUCUGGCCACACAAAGACCAUUCAGCCAUCGUUGGGACCGUCAAGAUCGGUGUUGGCUGUCCGGUAGCCAAAGUCCAAACAACUACAACACGACAAAACCGGGACACCGUCACAAAAAAAAAAAGAGGAUUGGACGACACCCUCAUCUCUGGUAGGCCACGUUCACCUAUCUACCAAGUUAAAACACGCAAGAAGAUUCAGCCGUGAUGCACAGAAACGCAAUCACUCCACGUGUGAGGUUGGACAAACGCUCACCAGUGGUUGCCCGCAACCGAGCCACGUCUCUUUAGUUUUCAGAUUUCAACAGUACAAUUUGCGCUCCCUGGAUCAACAAUCAGGCCUCGAGGAUAACCGGAGAUGGCAACUCCUUUUGACUGACUGUCAUUGAGCUACUCGUCUGGUCGAAAAACGGGAAAGCAAUUCAUUUCCCACUGAGACUUGAGACUUAACACCUACGUAUGUUCUUGACCGAAUGCACAGGUGUGUCGUUGUUACAAUGUUUCGUGUCCGGAUCUUGUGUCAUACCCACAAUCUCCUACCCGCACCCGACGAUAACGGAUUGAGUGCUGGGCUCCAUAUAUUUUCGUCGGGGUUUACUGGCUUUCGGUUCGCUGUGACUUGACUGACGACCGGCCCGGCCGUCCCGCGGAAGUAUCGCCGAUUUCAACAGCUGAUGUCGUGUCUCGAGCUUGCCGGUCGCCGGGUCUGUUAUAUGAUUCCGGCGCCGAUGAGUUUCUCGAGGGCAACCGCUGAUUGGGCAGAAACGUUGGAUGACAUCCGAGUAUGCAUGGUGAUUUUACCUAGGCAUUACUGCAUGACGGGAUUGCGCAGCAAUCUAACGACGUCAAAGUAAAUGUUUUGCGAUAUAGUUGUCCAUGAAUACUGUAGAGCGUAAACAGUGAAAUUCGCGGAUGACAUAUGCAGUAUGCGACUUUUACGGCCACAUUACCCGUAGCAACUUCUGGACGAUGCCAUGUGUUGUAUGUUCGACAACCAGCCCCCAUUUACUUGUCAGCCUCGCAGCCAAAGGCAACAACACUAUUGGUCAAAAGCUUUAGUCAGCCACACCCAUGUGGCGAAAGCUAGACGCGACUGAGGCGACGCGGCUGGGUUCAGUUUUCCACGACAGAUUGAUUUCAUGUGCGACAACGCCGAUUCUCAAAUUCACCAACGUCGUAGCAACCAGGCGACCGGGACCAUCCAGCAUUUCUCGAAAACUGCGAUUCGAUCAACGAUAUUCUUCGAAAACUUUUUUUUCGCAAACGCAACCCAACGGUCUUGCUCACGAACGACGAACGAAUACCCUCGACAUUCAUCAAACCGAGCAGACUUAACAAACCGACUCGACUUUUCGCCAUCUCCCUCCUUCUGACAACGGACUAUUGCAUUGAGAGUUCUCCUAGCCUACCCAUCACACAACCCAUCAAAUCCCCCAUACGCAGCCUCGCCAUCACAGCGAGAUAAGAAAGAAAAAAAACAAGUCAACAAAAUGGCCAACUUUCUCGCCUCCAUCUUCGGCACUGAGCAAGACAAAGUCAACUGCUCGUUCUAUUACAAGAUCGGCGCCUGCCGCCACGGCGACCGGUGCUCCCGCAAACACGUCAAACCCAGCUACUCGCAAACGAUCCUGAUGCCGAACCUGUACCACAACCCCGCCUUCGACCCCAAGAACCGGAUGAACGCGUCGCAGCUGCAGAACCACUUCGACGCCUUCUACGAGGACAUCUGGUGCGAGAUGUGCAAGUACGGCGAGCUGGAGGAGCUGGUGGUGUGCGACAACAACAACGACCACCUGAUCGGCAACGUGUACGCGCGGUUCAAGUACGAGGACUCAGCCCAAAAAGCGUGCGACGAUCUGAACUCUCGCUGGUACGCUGCUCGGCCGAUUUAUUGCGAACUCAGCCCCGUGACGGAUUUCCGCGAGGCCUGCUGCCGUUUGAACUCUGGCGAGGGUUGUGUCCGUGGAGGGUUUUGUAACUUUAUACACCGCAAGAACCCCAGCCCGGAGCUGGAGAGGGAGCUCGAGCUCAGCACCAAGAAGUGGCUCAAGAUGAGACCGCGGAGCCGCAGCCCGACGCGCUCGCCCAGCCCGGAACCGACUAGGAGACGGUAUUAGGAGUUGCGGUGUUUCAUGCUGGACAGAGUUGACGGUGGAGGACGGACGGCGAUGCGAAACAGACAUGGGGGUGUUGUAGUUUUUUUUUCCACGAACCAGAGAAACGAGAAGAGAAGACAGAGGUCGGUCCUGGCUCAGUGACUGGAAGUCAAUGUCAAGAGGCAGGCUGCACAUUUCGCGCGGGGACAGGUGGAAUGAAGACAUGGUUUAUGAAUGAGAAUAUGGGGAUAUCGAUUACAAGAAAGGCUCGGUCUGUCCCAAUUUGCAGAGCCGGGCCAAGGUCAUCAAGUUAGUCUUGGAGUCGGGGCGUUCUCGAUUACUACUGGAAUGUUCAAGUUAUGGCUUCGGCUAUACAUCACGAGUCUCAUUUCUGGUUGUGUUAUAUGUAUAUUAACAGUUUAAUAAAGGUUCUCCAAACCUUCCCCCUCCUUCUCAUCACGGG
This is a messenger RNA of Neurospora crassa OR74A, 3328 nucleotides long. Its product is annotated as splicing factor U2AF 23 kDa subunit. Gene Ontology annotation, cellular component: U2AF complex; spliceosomal complex. NCBI's taxonomy places the organism in Eukaryota, Fungi, Ascomycota, Sordariomycetes, Sordariales, Sordariaceae. The transcript has a single exon. The record is from RefSeq and is a predicted model, not a curated record. Gene Ontology annotation, molecular function: pre-mRNA 3'-splice site binding; metal ion binding. Gene Ontology annotation, biological process: mRNA splicing, via spliceosome. Bases 2260 to 2886 code for a protein of 208 amino acids.